AUGUAUGUACAUGUACUGAUGAGUCAAAGUUUCAAUUGUUUGUAAAUAUCUUGUAAAUAUCUUUUGACUGCACGAAAUAAUACAAAGUCCAGUCGGAAUGAUCACUUGUUUUCACAUGUGAAUUGUAACUUCAUAAACUUUUAACCGCGUAUUGCGACCAUGAUUUUAUUCAGACAAUAACCAACGUUAUAGACUCGAGAGUUUCAUCCUCUUAUAAUAAUAAAUUUCCCAAACCAGAUUUUCCAUUGUCAUACAGUUUCUUUCAAUAUCUAUUAAUUGCCAAAAAUAUCACGUUUGCUGGUACGUCAUGUUAUUUCUAUUCGCAUAAAUUUAACACCAUGGCCUUUUUGUAAUAUCAUAUAAAUUGUAUAAUAGGUUAUGUACAUGACAUUUCUAUUGAUAAAUUUAGUGAAUGUAAUUAAAAGUCAAUGUUACAUAUAAAUCUAUGCCUGCAUCAAAACCGAAGAUGUAUAAAGUUACAUACAAAAUUAAAAUUGACAUAUUUGUAGGAAAACGAUAUAUGUGCGUGAUUCAAAAUGUUUAUGGCUAAUAUAUUCUAAGAGUACAUGGACAACAUAAAAUUAAAGGAGCAUAAUGUCACCGUCAUUAGCAACCACACCACGGAAGUUACCAAUUUUUGUGCUUCCACAAAAUAUUACAUUUUAUUUAGAUGAUCAAUCUACUCACAAACAAGUACUAACUUUGUACAAUCUAUAUGACUUUCCCAUGAAGUUUAAAGUUUUGUGUACCGCACCGAACAAAUAUCAAGUUGUUGAUCCGGAAGGUAUAAUAAAAGCCAAGUCUUGCGUUGACAUUGUUAUCCGACAUACAGCGUUGUUGGCAAGUAAUUGCAAUGUCGUCGACAAAUUCAGGAUACACAUGCAAGAAUAUCCUACCAAACAGAUAAUCGGCAAGAGGGACGUGGAAGCUAAACUUCUCUCAGGAGUAACAGAUGCAGCUGGGAGAUCGACACCAGAUCCGGACAUGUUUCAGCAACUUCCGAUCAAUGAAAACAGGCAGCAGCAAUCCUACGAGCUCAUAAGUCGAAAUAAAACGUUGAAUAGAGGUACGAAUUAUGUAGCACUUAUCGCAGGAAUUAUAUGCAUAGUUGGACUGUUAUUGCCUACUGAGGGAGAUCAGAGCCAAAGGUUGCCGGAUUACCUCCAUCUUUCUGUGAAUUUUAAAUUAAUUUUCUCAUUUGUCCUAGGUAUGGUUGCAAAUAUUGUCUUAGGUUUAUAAAACCUCAAUUUUAUGUAUAUAUAAAUUUAUAUAUAAAUUAUAUAUAUAUAGGUAUAUAUAUAAAAGAGAACUUUUUGUACACAGGUAGAAUCUUAAGGUAAAAGCAAUUAAUACAAGACCUGUUUGUGUUGGGCCUCCUUUUUUUAUAAAAUAUACUUGACUCUAGUCUAUAAAUGAUAAUUAUCAAGAUUAAUCGACCAAAAUAAUAUAAUAUCUUUGUGUUGUAAUUAUUAUAUUAUAAUCGUACUUUUACGCUGAGAAAUGUUUCGGGACAUUUCUCUGUGCGAACGUAUCCUGGCUCGUGAAUUGUAUAUUUCUAGGCCUAUUAGAAACUAAUAUAAUACCAUCGUUCAAAUCACGAAUUUAUGUACAUAUAUUGAAAGAAUGCUUUAUACAGAUAGACGAACGGAUUAUGCACUCACGAACAAGUUGUGUAUCCUUUAUACAGUGUAAUGCGAGAAAUAAUGUAAGGUUACUUAUGUUCGCUUUGCUUUGACUUGGAAAUCUUGAUGCUACAUGAUAGAAUGAUUGUGAUAUAUUUUUCUAUUCGUAACAAUUACAUAUAUAGAUUCUGUGAAUGAUAUGAUCUCAUGUACAGCUAGAUAAGUCUUCCUGUAUAAAGUCAGCUUGAAUUCUAAAUAUUAAAAAUGUCCGCAAGUGAGUGACAACACUUGUCACUUCCGUUUUUCUCAUCCGUUAUUUAUGAUAAUUUUAUAUACAACACCCUAUGUACAAUACAAUGAUAAAAUAAAACUUUGGAUUGAAAAUAAUGGUCUGCAGAAAACUGCCGUGUAAACUUGAAAA
This is a messenger RNA of Ooceraea biroi (clonal raider ant), 2043 nucleotides long. RefSeq names its product motile sperm domain-containing protein 1. NCBI's taxonomy places the organism in Eukaryota, Metazoa, Arthropoda, Insecta, Hymenoptera, Formicidae. The record is from RefSeq and is a predicted model, not a curated record. Gene Ontology annotation, cellular component: cytoplasm.